Molecule: messenger RNA, 1454 nt
Organism: Puntigrus tetrazona (Sumatra barb)
Lineage: Eukaryota; Metazoa; Chordata; Actinopteri; Cypriniformes; Cyprinidae
Exons: 4
Coding region: 42-1055 (337 amino acids)
Source: RefSeq, a predicted model, not a curated record
GCCGACUUGUGACUUCAGCUCUUGCUUUUGGACAGGGAACAAUGAACCAACUAGUAACAUAUGAGGCUAUGUCAGUUGUUGGGCCUCUAAAUGAGGGAAUUUUCUCAGUCUAUAACAUCUGCCGGUGUUUAUUGGAUGUUAAAGUAGAUACCACCACUGAUAAAUGCUCAAAUUAUCAAGAAAUAAGGAGACAUAUUGAGCAUGCUGAGCAGUCCCUAAAAAAAUCGGAGACAAUGAUUAACGAAAAACUGAAAAAUCUGGAUGAAUGCAUGUGCCAGUAUUUAAGAGAGAAGACAAAUCUGGAGAACCUGAAGACAGAAAAAAACAUGGCUGUUUUUAAAUUAGAACUCGACAAGAAAUAUAUGGAAGACUUAUUAAAGAAUACAAAUAAUGCUCUGGAGCAGGCUACAAAAAAACUUGAAUCUGCCAAAUAUGCCUCAAGAAUAGAAGAAGAAAGGUUGGAAACAAAUGGAAAAGUUUUCGCUGCAGGGGCGGCACUGCUUGUAUUACCAAUUGCUGGAUGGAUUGCUGGUCCAAUAAUGAUGGCUACGGCAGAUCAGGCAUGGAAAGAGUCUUUAGAUGCCAUCCAAGCUGCUGAAGAGGAGAUACAAAAGUGUAAAGAAAAUGCAAACCGUUACACCAGACAAAAAUUUGAUUACAAGAUAAACAUCCUUAAUACAGAAGCUGAAAUUAUACGGACCAAUACGGCACUGAUAAAAAUUGAGAAUAAGAUUAAAGAUGUUAAAAAGUACCUAAAGGAGACAACUGAUAUUCAGGAAAAGGUCAGAGGGGCUGUGAUGUCUCUGAGUGUUCUUAGUGGAAGAGUCACAGUACUGGAGAGACAAACACAGUGUUUCAUCCUCUGGCAGCCUGUGGUACAAGCCAUGGAAGAUGUGGUGAGGGCAGUAGGAAAUAUCACUGAGAACUGGCUGCUUUACAGGCAUGGUGCACCAUUCUACAUUAAUGCUUUGAGAGAGGAUGUUAGACGCCUGGCUUUAUGCAACUCGCCCAAUGAAUCUAAAUAUGACUGGCAGAUUGAAAGUGAAUACAUUUAAUGACCAUCUUCAUGUAACUUGCAUAGCAAUGGAUGAAAUAAUAAAAAAAAUGGAUUUGUAAUUUGUAGAAAAUUUUGAAUGUUAAUUUUUGCAAUGAGGGAACAGUUUAGAUUCGGCUGAAAUGUUGUAUUGUUGUAUUGUAUUCUGCUUAUGUAAAAAAAAAAAAAAAAGCAUGAUGAUUUCAUAUAAAAAAGGGUGUUUGUUUAAAAUUGCAAUAACCAAUUGAUAAACAGGAAUUUACAAGAUCACUGUAAGAAAAAAAAUUACAGAAAAAAAAUGUACAGUAAAAAAAAAUUGGCAGCUAGCUACUGGUUGUCAGUAAUUUACUGUGACUGUUACUCUUUUAUGUUUUUAAAAUGUAUGGCAAAUAAACUAUUGAUUUAAAUUAGCUGUGGUUGU